GGGAGGAGCAUGUAGGAGCUAGUGAUCGCGGUCCUCAACACCGCUCGCCUUGGACGGGCGCAAACUUCCGACAGCGACGAUCUCUGUCCCGUAAACGGACUUCAUGAACUAUCAACAUGGCGUCAGAAUCUGAUCAACUACAAGAGGGGCAGUUUGAAGCCCCGGCACCGCCCCCCAGGAUGACCCGACAACAGAUUCUCACCUUAAUAUCUAUGGCAUCUGUCAACUUCAGCUCUAUGAUCUGUUACUCUAUAUUGGGCCCUUUCUUCCCAAACGAGGCAUUAAAGAAAGGUGCCAGUCAAACCGUGAUUGGUCUAAUAUUUGGCUGCUAUGCCAUCUGCAAUUUGGGGUCUUCCCUGAUCCUGGGCAAAUAUAUUGUUACCAUUGGGGCAAAGUUGAUGCUGAUCGGUGGACUGUUCAUUUCGUCAGGAUGCACCAUUCUCUUUGGGCUCCUGGACAGGGUCCCCUCAGGACCUGCUUUCAUCACACUGUGCUUCAUAGUCCGGUCUGUAGAUGCUGUGGGCUUUGCCGCUGCAAUGACCUCCUCCUUUGCUCACACGGCAAAAAUCUUCCCCAACAAUGUGGCCACUGUCUUGGGUAGUCUGGAGAUCUUCACAGGACUAGGUCUCAUCCUGGGGCCACCGGUGGGAGGAUGGUUCUACCAGGCCUUUGGAUACGAAGUUCCCUUCAUGCUACUUGGUUGUUUCCUCUUGGUCAUGGUUCCCUUCAACAUCUACAUUCUACCAACCAUCGAGGCAGAUCCUUCCAAGGAUUCAUUCUUCCGUCUGCUCACCCACGUUAAAAUAUUAUUGAUCUGCUACGUGAUAUUCACUCUGAGUUCCAGCCUGGGAUUCUUGGAUGCAACAUUGUCCCUGUUUGCCAUGGAUAAAUUUAAUCUCUCACCAGGAUAUGUUGGACUCAUCAUGCUUGGGCUGUCCCUCCCAUACUGUCUCGGCUCACCAGUGAUGGGCUACUUCACCGACAAAUAUCCUGUCCUGCGGGCUUGGUUUGUGGUCAUCGGAGGACUCUGCAUAGCACUAAGUUUUGUUCUACUUGGUCCCGCACCCUUCCUGGGCAUCCCCAGCCAACUGUGGCUGCUAAUCCUCAUGCUCAGCGUAAUUGGGUUUUCUCUUGGCAUGACAGCGAUCCCAACAUUCCCAGAGAUCAUCACGUGUGCAUACGAGCAAGGAUUUCAAGAAGGACUAAGCACCCUGGGAAUGGUGUCUGGGCUGUUUGGGGCGGUUUGGUCGCUGGGGAUGUUCUACGGGCCAACUGUAGGAGGAGUCAUCACGCAACACCUGGGUUUCGAGUGGGCCGCUGCAAUACAAGGCGCCUUGUCAUUAUUGGCGGCUUUUUUCUUGGCCGUGUAUUACCUCACUUGGCCACAGCAACCAAGGAUCCAGAGGCGGCACAGACACGAGGACGAGGCUGAGGAUGAUGAAGUUACACCACUGAUUGAGUGAAACACUACGGCGACAUGUCAAGACAAAACCAAACCCAUGAACUGAACUUGAGCAACUGGUAGAUGUAAAGCUAUUAUUAUUGUUAUUGUUAAGUUGUAACUUGUGUGUCACUGUUUUAGUUUUGUUGUAGAAGUUUUUCAUUUGUAUUUGUGGUUGUUCUCGACAGUCGAAAUAAAGUUGUUGAGGGGGUUCAACAGCAGGACGUGCAGGUUCCACCUGAUGGACUAAAUGAGUCUUUUGUUCCGCUGAGCCGCGGCGAUAAGGUUCUCAUUGUUUCCCACAUCACAAGACUACAUGAUGCUGUGACAUGCCAACAGUUGUUGAGCAGCUUAGUUUUGAAUAAAUAUACUCAGUGCCUUGAUAAGUGAUGCUUUAUUUGUUCUGGGUUUUUUUUUCUUAAUAUAAUUGAAUAUUUUGGACAUUUAAUCAUGUCAGCUGCAGAAAGAUUGAUUUUAUUUUGGUAUUUAUUAUGUGUUGUUCAGUUACUUCAGUGUUCCAGUAGAAAUCUCUCUGUAUAUUACAAAUGGGAAACUAAAACACUUCAGUAAAAUAUUUUAUACCUCAUUUUGUAUAUGUGUAUUAAACUGUGUUUAUGUACUGACA
This is a messenger RNA of Synchiropus splendidus (mandarinfish), 2066 nucleotides long. It is a transcript of the gene slc18b1, whose product is annotated as solute carrier family 18 member B1. The transcript has 14 exons. The record is from RefSeq and is a predicted model, not a curated record. Gene Ontology annotation, molecular function: transmembrane transporter activity. The coding region runs from base 117 to 1463 and encodes 448 amino acids. Gene Ontology annotation, biological process: transmembrane transport. Lineage: Eukaryota; Metazoa; Chordata; Actinopteri; Syngnathiformes; Callionymidae.